Phycodurus eques (leafy seadragon) is the source of this 6704-nucleotide messenger RNA. RefSeq names its product discs large homolog 1-like protein. Gene Ontology annotation, molecular function: kinase binding. Gene Ontology annotation, biological process: chemical synaptic transmission; neurotransmitter receptor localization to postsynaptic specialization membrane. The record is from RefSeq and is a predicted model, not a curated record. Lineage: Eukaryota; Metazoa; Chordata; Actinopteri; Syngnathiformes; Syngnathidae. The transcript has 26 exons. The coding region runs from base 284 to 3991 and encodes 1235 amino acids. Gene Ontology annotation, cellular component: postsynaptic density membrane; neuromuscular junction; neuron projection.
UGAGAGACCAAAAAGAGAAGUCGUUGAAUUGACAACAGAUGCGGACGUUUAGGCGAAGAAGUUAACGAGCUCAAAGUCCUCAAAGCGCUCGCCGGUUUAUGUCAAUACUUCGCUUCGAGCUCGUUUGUGUUUCGUCUUCUAUGAACUUUCGACUCAUUUUGGCGUUGCUGAACAGCCAGGCUACUGAGACUCUCGCGUGCGUCCGGCUUUGGAGGCGGCAGGCUGACAUUUGGAAUAACACAGACGGCCAUCGACCUACACUCCAGCCUCGGGGAACGUCAACAUGCCUGUGCGACAGAAAGAUGCUCAACGAGCCCUAGAGCUCCUCCAGCAGUACCGAGCCAAAUUAGAUCAGAGGCACCAGAGCCAGAUAAAACAGGGCCCUGUUGAGGAAGAUCACCAAUUGCAACAGUCUCUGGACAGAGUCAUCAAUGUGUUCCAAAGCCAGCUCUUUAGUGCCCUGCUUGACAUUCAGGAGUACUAUGAGUUAACUAUCCUUGCUGACAGCCAAAGUUCAACCAAACUGUUAGCUGACACAGUGACACCUCCCUCCGACAGCCUGUUAGCAGAAUUUAUGGCAGCACCUGAGCCUACCUCUAGUCCACCACCAACUCCAGUUUCUGGAGGACCAUGCCAGCCUAAAUACAUAUCUCCAAAAGCAAAGUCAAUCAAGUCCCAAACUCCUCUAAUCCCAUCUGCGACACCCACAGAACAACCUGCUUCCCCUCCAACGGAGCCUUGUAUUUCUCAGUCACAACCAGCCAAGGUCAAGUACCGUGCCCCGCCUCCUCCAAUCCAGGAUGAGGCCUUGACGUCUACUGUAGUGGAGAUUUCAAAGCCCUCAUCCCCCUCUGGAACCACAACUGCAGUAACAUGUGGUGUGACUUCCUGCACAGAGUCUCCAUCAAUAACACAAAAUCCGAUAUCACAAAAUGGUACAAACGCACCUCUUGAUGCCGCCAACACCUUUUUAUCUUCAGAAUUCUCCUCCACUACUCCUGAACAGCAAACAAGUCCUGCCAGUCCAGCUGAUCUCGUGACUGUUUCAAGCCUCGUCUUGGGCACCAUCCAAAGCUUAGUGUCUCACAAAGUCACCCAACCUAGCACCACUAAUCACACCAGCCCAGCUACCAACAUAGUCACAGAUGCUACCAUCUUCACUUCGACUUUGAAUGACGAUAAAGGCUCAGACGAAAACACUCCAAAAUCAAGUCCGACGAGUCCCAGCCAAGUAAAACUUACACUUGGGAGCCACAGUCCCACCAGUCCUUCAGAGCCACAAAGCAAAGGACCCCAUAAGAGCGUAACCAGCCCCGGGCCAUUGAAAAUCAUAUCGUCUCCCUCUAGCCCUGGUCCGGCCAGUCCCAGAGCUUCUCUAAGCCUCGGGGUAAAGAAAUAUCGAUACCCAGAAGAGGAAAGGGCAUCGCUAGGCCCACCAAAAUUCCACCAACACACCUGCCAUCAGCACCCAAUGGGAGUUACCAAAGAGCUGACUGAUGCAAGGACUCUCAGGAGGGACGGGACGGAUCAUGGGACCUGGAGAAGAGAGAGACGGGGUAGUGGAACUAUGGAGAGAGACAUGGGAAGAGACAUGGAAAGCUCACUUAUGAGAGAAGGAUCUCUUAGUCGCCACGGUGAUCUCCGAGGGGCGGAGCUGGUUCAGGUGGCAGAGCGACAGCUCUCUCAGAUUCAGCAUGUCCACGGAUACGUCACUCACGCAAACAUUACACCCCCUCAGGAAGACUCUCCAGAGGCUCCGUUUGAUGGCGAGGCGUGGCCUUACCCAGAGGUGGAGAGUAUGAAUGAAUUCGUAGUCCCACCAUUCUCUUACCGCUAUUCUAAAACCCAUGCCUGCUACCAGGCCAACCCCCCUCCACUGGUGGUCAACACAGACAGUCUCGACACCCCCCCAUAUGUCAAUGGAACAGAAGCAGACUAUGAAUAUGAGGAAAUCACAUUGGAGCGGGGUAACUCAGGUUUGGGCUUCAGUAUUGCAGGAGGGACUGAUAAUCCCCAUAUUGGAGAAGAUCCGUCCAUCUUUAUUACCAAGAUUAUACCUGGAGGGGCUGCAGCCCAGAACGGACGACUCAAGGUGAAUGACUCUAUAGUCCGAGUAAAUGAGACUGAUGUCAGGGAGGUGACCCACAGUGGGGCGGUGGAGGCCCUGAAGGAUGCUGGAGGUCUGGUCAGACUGUGUGUACGACGCAAGAAGAAUCUUACUGAUAAGAUAAUGGAUAUCAAACUAGUGAAAGGUCCUAAAGGUCUAGGGUUUAGUAUAGCUGGUGGAGUUGGAAAUCAACAUGUUCCAGGUGACAACAGCAUUUAUGUGACAAAGGUCAUUGAGGGGGGAGCUGCACAAAAAGAUGGACGGCUACAGAUAGGGGACAAACUCGUAGCAGUAAAUGCAUCUUGUUUAGAGGAGGUUACUCAUGAGGAAGCAGUCGCAGCCCUGAAGUCAACCUCAGAUGUUGUUUAUCUUCGUGUGGCCAAACAUACUUCGCUCUUUAUCAAUGAAACCUUUCCUCCUCCUGAUGUCACAGAUUCCUACCCCCCACAUCAGGACAAUCACAUAAGUCCCUACAUGAGCGGGAGCCAGUCUCUUAGCCCUGCCCCACUGACCACGCCCAGGUAUUCCCCAAUGCCCAGGUCUAUGACUGCAGAUGAUGAUUUCACAAGGGAGCCAAGGCGUGUGACGCUCCAACGAGGGUCUACAGGUCUUGGUUUCAACAUUGUUGGAGGGGAAGAUGGAGAGGGAAUCUUCAUCUCCUUCAUUCUGGCCGGUGGUCCAGCUGAUCUUUGUGGGGAACUCCACAAGGGUGACCGGAUCCUCUCAGUAAAUGGUGUAGACUUGUCUACCGCAACACAUGAGCAGGCAGCUGCAGCUCUGAAGAACGCAGGACAAACUGUCACCAUUGCAGCACAGUACAGACCAGAAGAAUACAGUCGUUUCGAGGCAAAGAUCCAUGACCUGAGGGAACAGAUGAUGACCAGCAGUGUCAGUUCCAGCUCCACGUCACUCCGAUCCACUCAAAAACGCACACUUUACGUCAGAGUGCUGUUUGACUAUGACGGCAGUGCAUCAGACUUGAGCACCCCAAAUCAGGCUCUGCCCUUCCAUUUUGGAGACAUCCUCCAUGUAAGCAGUGCAGGGGAAGAAGAGUGGUGGCCUGCGCGUCACCUCAGCCCCCCACCCCCAAACUGCCCAGAGGUUGGAGUCAUACCCAGCCGUAGAAGGGCAGAGAAAAAGGAGAGGUCAAGGUUAAAGACAGUCUAUGUGACGAAGACUCAGGAUAGAUCGGGUCAAGAUGAAAGGGAGCUGGUAACCUCUGGCACCAGUGAGAGUGAGAGUACUUCCUCUGGCCACGAGGAGACGCUCCUAACCUACCAAGCAGUUAUACAGCAGGAAGUGAAUUACACAAGACCUGUUAUCGUGCUUGGACCAAUGAAAGAUAGAGUCAACGAUGACCUCAUCUCCGAAUUUCCUGAAAAAUUUGGCUCAUGCGUCCCACACACAACUCGACCACGGCGGGACUAUGAGGUGGAUGGCAGAGAUUAUCACUUUAUGGCCUCCAGAGAGCUAAUGGAACAUGAGAUCCAGGAGCACAAGUUCAUCGAGGCAGGACAGUAUAACAACCACCUGUAUGGAACAAGCAUACAGUCCGUUAGGGAAGUUGCUGAUAAGGGUAAACACUGUAUACUGGAUGUAUCAGGGAAUGCUAUAAAGCGGCUCCAGCUGGCAGGUCUCUAUCCCAUCGCCAUCUUCAUUCGGCCACACAAUGUUGACAACAUCCUAGAGAUGAAUAAGCGUUUUACUGAGGAGCAGGGAAGGAAGUCCUAUGACAGAGCUGUCAAACUGGAGCAGGAAUUCACAGAAUAUUUCACUGCUUUUGUCCAUGGCUCAUCUCUAGAGGAGGUGUAUUCGCAGGUGAAGCAGAUAAUUGAGGAGCAAUCGGGUCCUUACAUCUGGGUGCCCACGAAGGAGCGGCUCUGAGUGACACCGCUCAUAGCUACUACACGUUUGUACACACCAACUUUGGCAGCACAACCCAGCUUGUUUCCUCCCCCGCGCUCACCUCCAUGUUCUCUCACGUGCACACACACACACACACAACGCUGGACAAGGCUGAGACUGAUCUGGAGAUCGGAAACUCCCACUUUUUCUUGAGGGGGGGAGGAGCUCGUCUCUCCAGCAGCCCACUGGUGGAUCUUCCUACAGCUGAGUUCCUUAAUGUUUAAGGAUGUGGUUCUAAUCAAGAAAACGUACCAUUAUCUGAUUUUGUUGAUUUAAUUGUUGUUCUAACGCUUGUUGUUGAUGAUGUUUUCAUAUUAACAAAGGGUAACGCAUUCACUUAUGGGUUUGUAAUGAUAAUAUUGUCACCGAGAAGCAAACUUUUGCACGCUGUAGCUUUAAGAGCAUGUUUCGGGGGACAAAGUCUUGAUCCUCUUUCCCAUUGUGUCUGUCAUUUAUCAUGGCAUCGCUCCACUUUAUAUAUAAAUAGCUCUCUUUUACACUCUUUCUCUGACUUUUCUACCUGUCUCUCUUAUCCUACCACUUCCCUGCCAGACUGCCUCAAGUUUUAAAUAUGAGCUGAUGGUUUAAAUGUGCCCUGGCAUGUUGGAAUGAAGGGCCGAGAUAGAAAACAUAGACAGUAGUACUGUACAAAUACUGCUUAGAAAUGUAGCAAAUAUUAUUUUUUAAAAGCAACACUUAUAUGAUGAUUAGGUAUGGUUUAUAUGAGACCUCUGUGACAUGCAGAAUGUCUCAAAAAUAACAAAAAAAAGAAACAUGAAAUUAGGCUGCAUUAAAGUUUCCAUCAAUUCAUUUUCUGUAGUGUGUGUCCCCAUUCGGCUCCUGGGUGAGCCAGAGCCUCCCCCGGCUGACUGGGCAAGAGGCUGGGUAAACCAUGGACCUCACCACUCAAUCACAGGACACAUACAGACAAACAGCCAAUCACACUCAUAUUUACACCUUUGGGUAAUUUGGAGUUUUAAAUAAAAAGAAAUUCCCUAAAUUAAAAAAAAAAAAAAAAGUGCAGUGACAUGUAAAUUUUUGCUUGUCUUAAUCCCAAAAAGACUUCUUUGCCUUUUCUGCUCUUCUUCCUCUUCAUUGGCUAAAUUUAUAUGGACAUCCGUAUGCUAAUAUUCCAAGACAAAACAAAUUAUAGUGCAGUGAUAAUUUACUGUAAACAACAUUCUCUGAUUACCUUUUUUCAAAAUAGUCAUAUUCAAAGUAAGAAAUGAUAUAAUUAAAAUAUGAUUUACAUGAAAUUUGUAUUCCAGUCAGCAGUACAUACAACAGAUACACAAACUUGUUGUCUAUAUUCUUCUGGGAACAUAUAAUGUAGGGCCGUAAUGUGAAUAAAAUUCAUUUUUUGGACUAUGUGGUGUAACAUGUAACGUGAGCAGUAAUUGGAAGAUUCUACCAAUCGCGUCCAAUUGUUUCUAUUUACAGAAAGCUCACUAUAGGGGAGUAUUGUAUUGUUGUCCAUGUAAACAUAACCAGUGUCUCACGCCUUCCAUCUCUCCUCUAGAUAUUCACAGCAUGGUGCACAUUUAUAAACACCAUCACUGUUACAAGUGUCAUUGUUGUUUUGUUCCUUCUUACUGUGGUUGCACUAAUGGGGGCUUGUUCCUUAAAAGCAUACUUUAACAGCAUCGGAGGUCUAUGACUAUGUGAUUCACUUUGUUUCUGUGAAUGUCUUGAAGGGUCACUUGCUAAUAUUCCAUGGCUACAAUACAGUUAAGACUUCAGAAGACCCAUAUGAAUGAAGUGAUUCAUGCCUUUCAGCCGCGGAAUGCAUCAAAAGCGCCUGAGACUUGCCACAUAAAUGACAGUCGCCUCGGUACAUUACACUUAAUUGCAUUUGGUUUCAUGGCACUCUCCCUGCACAAACCAUCAUACUGACUUGGACAGCGUACUCUCAUGUUCUGUUGGCACACAUAUCACUCCACACAACAGUAGUGGCAGAAGUCGUCAUGAUGUCACCCCCGUGAUAGCGAACUCCUUUCAAAGCUUCAAAGUUGACCAUUGCUGGUGACUCCAGGAUAUUAUUUGUUUACAAGAGAACGUCUCAGGGGAUCUUAUAUAUUCCAGUGAAAAGGCUAGGUAAUACUCAUAAUAAAUGUGUGAGCUUAUGACAACACAAUGAGAUGUCUGUAAGAAAUAUGCACAUUUGUUUGUAGUUUUGUGUUGGGAGCACUGUGUGCCUGAUUAAUGAAGUGUUAUGUACUUGGAGCGCUAUGGUCAUGAAUGGGGCUCCUCUCACAUUAGGCGCUUGUGUCUUAUGUCACGUAUAAGAUUUGAAGUACCGAGAUGCUUUUGGAAACGCAGCCCGAGAUGGACCUCGUCAAUAACUUGUUUGCCACCCCAACCCUGAAGCUGACAGGAGCCCAGAGACUCGCAGAGAAGCCGGUUCUGCACUACAUGAGUUUUGAAAGCUAAAAGGUUUACCAUUUCUUACAGUAUCUGGAGCUAAUUUAUUUUGAUUUCCAUUAGUAAUUUUCUCAGAUUUCUUGAACAGAACUGGACUCUGUGUUUUAUUCUGGCUUAGUGUUUUAGCCAGGGGUUUAUGCCACUGUCUUUAGAGUUAAGCACUGAUGCAAAGAAUCUAUUUCAGAGAUGGCUCUAUAUAUAGAUAUAUAGCAUAUGAUGAUAUUUAUCCCUGCGCUAACUGCCUAUUUUGGUACAAAAAUAAAUGUCUUUG